Molecule: messenger RNA, 1306 nt
Organism: Trifolium pratense (red clover)
Lineage: Eukaryota; Viridiplantae; Streptophyta; Magnoliopsida; Fabales; Fabaceae
Product: transcription factor TCP19
Exons: 3
Coding region: 93-1115 (340 amino acids)
Cellular component (GO): nucleus
Molecular function (GO): sequence-specific DNA binding; DNA-binding transcription factor activity
Source: RefSeq, a predicted model, not a curated record
AUAAGUGGGGCUCUUCUCCAUUGUUAGGUGCCUCAAAGCUUCAAAAUACAGUCAACGCAUCAGAAACUCUGCCUCUCUGCAAAAAAACACAGAUGGAAGUGAAUCCUAACGGCGGCGCUGGUUUCAGCGAAGAAAACGGCACACAGAGUACCGAUAUGUCUCCGUCAGAGACGACGGAGAUGGCGGUAAUGAAAGAAGAACUGACGGAAACUGAUAAUCAUAACCGUCAAGAAUCGCUUGCGGUGGGUGUUGUUCCGAUGCCGAUGACAAUGACAGUGCCGAAGGAGAAGAGACAAUCAAAGGACCGUCACACGAAGGUGGAGGGACGUGGUCGGAGAAUCAGAAUACCGGCAGCCUGCGCGGCGAGGAUCUUUCAGCUGACACGUGAGCUUGGUCACAAGUCUGACGGAGAAACAAUACGGUGGUUGCUUGAACAAUCUGAACCUGCAAUCAUUGAAGCCACCGGCACUGGAACUGUUCCAGCCAUCGCUGUUUCAGUCGGUGGCACGCUGAAAAUUCCUACUACAUCGGCGGCGAGACCGGACGGUGAAGAUACUCCGAGGAAACGAAGGAAGAAAGCAUCAAACAGUGAAUUUGUUGAUGUUAGUGAUCAAGUUUCAAUGUGUUCAGGACUAGCACCAAUUGCUCAAACACCAUACUGUGGCGCUGCCGUGAACGGUGGUGAAAAUGGUGGUGGUGGUGGUUUGGUUCCUUUAUGGCCUGUGGUGAGUAAUGGUGUGUCUAAUCAAACUGGGCCAUUUUUCAUGUUCCCAAAUUCAACUAUGAAUCAACCACAGUUUUGGGCUAUUCCUGCAGCACCUUUUUACAAUGUGCAAAAUAGACCCAUUUCUGAUUAUGUUUCUGCUAUGCAAAUGAUGCAACAAAAUCAACAACCUUCAAAUGCUUCUGCUAAUGCUAAUUCUUCAUCUACUUUGGUUCCUUGUUUGAACUCAGCAACUUCAACUACUUGUUCUGCUGCUUCAUCAUCUUCUGCAGGAACCCCACAAAUGAUUAGGGAUUUCUCUUUGGAAAUAUUUGACAAGAAAGAGCUACAGUUUAUGGGUUGUUCUUCUGCAAAUUUAGGAUCACCUCCUACUUCAAACCCUUCAAAUUGAACCACAAUGUCACUAGAAAAAAAAAUAUAUGAUUAGACUUUAGAAGUUAAACAAUUUUUUUGUUUGGAUCAGAAAAGUAGAGAUAGCUUGUGUCUAUCUGAAUUUUGUCUUUUUGGUUUUUGGCUGAUGCGAAAGAACACAUCUUGAACUUUUUUUUAUUAAUGAAAAUCCAUCUUUUCUCAUUGUCUCAA